Messenger RNA from Portunus trituberculatus (swimming crab), 605 nucleotides. RefSeq names its product cytochrome c oxidase assembly factor 5-like. Lineage: Eukaryota; Metazoa; Arthropoda; Malacostraca; Decapoda; Portunidae. The record is from RefSeq and is a predicted model, not a curated record. The coding region runs from base 221 to 469 and encodes 82 amino acids. Gene Ontology annotation, cellular component: mitochondrion. The transcript has 4 exons. Gene Ontology annotation, biological process: mitochondrial respiratory chain complex IV assembly.
UUUCCUGCUGUCUGCCGUCUACAGCUGCUACUCUACUCAGGUAUAAACACUGCCAUCUCUCAUAAUAGCCCAUAUUUACUUACAUCGAAUUUCAGGCAAUUAUAGCUCUCAAGAAAGAGAAGGAAAGAAGGAAGGAGAGCUUUCCCCUCCUAGUUACAACGUUAAACGUGUCACUGUCAAUUUAUCAAGAAAGUAGUUGCUCAUUGGCCGUACAUCAGCAAUGAAGUACUACGAAGAGGUCCAGGAUCAAGAUGACAAGCGUCCCUGUGCUGGGCUGAGGGCAGACCUCAAGGCUUGUCUCCUGGCAACAGACUGUGUCAGACUGCACCGUAAGACUCCGAGAGAGUGUCUGCUCACCAACGACCCAUCCAUCCCCCAGGAAUGCUAUGCUCUCCGCACAACAUUCUUUGAAUGCAAGCGAUCUCUGCUGGAUACAAGGCAGAGGUUUCGUGGACGAAAAGGCUACUAAUUGCAUGGUUUUCCAGUAGACUGCAUCUUAGUCAAAUAUAUUGUGGACAUUUUGAAAAUGCUUACUGUUUAGAUAAACUAGAUUUUUAUGUAUAAUUACUGUAAAGCUUUAGUGUUUAAGUAAAGUAUAGUAGGAA